GCUCAGAGGCAGCUGCUCCAUGCAGAACUGAAGCGGGUCCUGCAGAGGAAGGAAGAGAGGACGCAGGAGCCUGGGGCCCAGGUGACUCCGAGCAGCGCCAUGGAGGUCAGGAGCCGGAGUGCUGAGGAGCUGAGGCGGGCGGAGCUGGUGGAGAUCAUCGUGGAGACCGAGGCGCAGACGGGAGUCAGCGGCUUCGACGUGGCGGGCGGCGGGAAGGAAGGAAUCUACAUCCGCGAGCUGCGCGAGGACUCGCCGGCCGCGCGGAGCCUGAGCCUGCAGGAAGGGGACCAGCUGCUGAGCGCCCGCGUGUUCUUUGAGAACUUCAAGUACGAGGACGCACUCCGCCUGCUGCAAUGCGCCGAGCCGUACAAGGUCUCCUUCUGCUUGAAGCGCACCGUGCCCACCGGGGACCUGGCGCUGCGGCCCGGGACCGUGUCUGGCUACGAGAUCAAGGGUCCGCGGGCCAAGGUGGCCAAGCUGGUACGCGUGCUUAGCCCGGCCCCGGCGCUGGACUGUCCUGGCGAUCUCGUCUCCGCGCCAUGAACCCUGCUCCCACACACCUCGGGCCAGCCUUGCCUUCUGUCUUGUCACUAACCCAAUGCUAACCCCACCCUUUGCC
This is a messenger RNA of Pipistrellus kuhlii (Kuhl's pipistrelle), 619 nucleotides long. RefSeq names its product periaxin. The transcript has 3 exons. Bases 100 to 543 code for a protein of 147 amino acids. Gene Ontology annotation, molecular function: protein binding. The record is from RefSeq and is a predicted model, not a curated record. Gene Ontology annotation, biological process: peripheral nervous system myelin maintenance; regulation of RNA splicing. Lineage: Eukaryota; Metazoa; Chordata; Mammalia; Chiroptera; Vespertilionidae. Gene Ontology annotation, cellular component: cytoplasm; nucleus.